Elephantulus edwardii (Cape elephant shrew) is the source of this 855-nucleotide messenger RNA. Its product is annotated as sulfotransferase 1 family member D1-like. The transcript is spliced from 7 exons. Gene Ontology annotation, cellular component: cytoplasm. The coding region runs from base 1 to 855 and encodes 284 amino acids. The record is from RefSeq and is a predicted model, not a curated record. NCBI's taxonomy places the organism in Eukaryota, Metazoa, Chordata, Mammalia, Macroscelidea, Macroscelididae. Gene Ontology annotation, biological process: sulfation. Gene Ontology annotation, molecular function: sulfotransferase activity.
AUGCGACGGGGUGGGGGGGCAUGCCCCCAGCGGCCGCCAGCCCUGGGGGUGCCUCGCAUCCCGCUGGCCGCCUGCGUAGGAAGUGGGGGAUGGGAUACAUGCCCGCCAUCUGCAGGAACAACCUGGGUCAGUGAAAUAUUGGAUUUGAUCUAUAAUAAUGGAAAUGCAGAGAAGUGUAAAAGGGAUGCAAUAUACAAACGGGUACCAUUCAUGGAAUUAAUAAUCCCAGGAUUUGCAAAUGGCAUUGAACUGCUGAAAACGAUGCAGUCUCCUCGAUUGGUAAAAACACACCUACCUGUUCAACUUCUUCCUUCUUCAUUAUGGAAGAAUGACUGCAAGAUGGUGUAUGUGGCACGAAAUGCCAAAGAUGUGGCUGUCUCCUACUAUUAUUUCUAUCAGAUGGCAAAAAUGCACCCAGAACCUGGUACCUGGGAAGAGUUUCUGGAUAAAUUCAUGUCUGGGAAAGUGUGUUUUGGUUCCUGGUAUGAUCAUGUGAAAGGCUGGUGGGAGAAGAGAAAAGAUUAUCGUAUUCUUUACUUAUUCUAUGAAGACAUGAAAGAGGAUCCAAAAGGCAAUCUUCUUAAGUUGUUAAAAUUCUUAGAAAAAGACCUCCCGGAAGAAAUAGUGGAUAAAAUCCUUUAUCAUAGUUCAUUCAAUGUGAUGAAGCAGAACCCAAAAGCAAAUUAUACUACUAUGGAAACAUGUGAAAUGGAUCAUUCUGUGUCUCCCUUCAUGAGAAAGGGUAUUUCAGGAGACUGGAAGAAUCAGUUCACUGUAGCUCAAUAUGAAAGAUUUGAAGAAGAUUAUGAAAAGAAGAUGAAAGGGUCUACACUGCAGUUUAGAUCAGAUAUCUAA